This is a messenger RNA of Rhinopithecus roxellana (golden snub-nosed monkey), 3211 nucleotides long. It is a transcript of the gene PDHX, whose product is annotated as pyruvate dehydrogenase complex component X. The transcript is spliced from 11 exons. The record is from RefSeq and is a predicted model, not a curated record. Gene Ontology annotation, cellular component: mitochondrion; pyruvate dehydrogenase complex. Gene Ontology annotation, biological process: pyruvate decarboxylation to acetyl-CoA. NCBI's taxonomy places the organism in Eukaryota, Metazoa, Chordata, Mammalia, Primates, Cercopithecidae. Bases 160 to 1431 code for a protein of 423 amino acids. Gene Ontology annotation, molecular function: acyltransferase activity.
CGUGGCCAACGUGGUUGGAGGCGGGACUAGGAGGGCUUCAAGUCUGAGAGACCUAAAGGCACCUCGAUCGUCUGGGGGCGGGGCCAACCAUGUGGGAGGCGGGGCCUUGAUGCUGGACAUCAGGCUGUGCUGCGGGCAGCCGGUGAGACGGCCGUGAAGAUGGCGGCCUCCUGGAGGCUAGGCUGUGAUCCGCGGCUACUGCGUUAUCUUGUGGGCUUCCCUGGCUGCCGAAGCGUAGGACUGGUGAAGGUGGCUCUUGGGUGGUCUGUAAGCCGCGGAGCUUAUUGGAGAUGGUUUCACAGCACUCAGUGGCUUCGGGGUGAUCCCAUUAAGAUAUUAAUGCCGUCACUGUCUCCUACAAUGGAAGAGGGAAACGUUGUGAAAUGGCUGAAAAAGGAAGGUGAAGCGGUGAGUGCUGGAGAUGCGUUAUGUGAAAUUGAGACUGACAAAGCUGUGGUUACCUUAGAUGCAAGCGAUGAUGGAAUCUUGGCCAAAAUCGUGGUUGAAGAAGGAAGUAAAAAUAUACGGCUAGGUUCACUAAUUGGUUUGAUAGUAGAAGAAGGAGAAGAUUGGAAACAUGUUGAAAUUCCCAAAGACGUAGGUCCUCCACCACCAGUUUCAAAACCUUCAGAGCCUCGCCCCUCCCCAGAACCACAGAUUUCCAUCCCUGUCAAAAAGGAACACAUACCCGGGACACUACGGUUCCGUUUAAGUCCAGCUGCCCGCAAUAUUCUGGAAAAACACUCACUGGAUGCUAGCCAGGGCACAGCCACUGGCCCUCGGGGGAUAUUCACUAAAGAGGAUGCUCUCAGACUUGUCCAGUUGAAACAGACGGGCAAGAUUACCGAGUCCAGACCAACUCCAGCCCCUGCAGCCACUCCCACAGCACCUUCGCCCCUACAGACCACAGCUGGGCCAUCUUAUCCCCGGCCUAUGAUCCCACCAGUAUCAACUCCUGGACAACCCAAUGCAGUGGGCACAUUCACUGAAAUCCCCGCCAGCAAUAUUCGAAGAGUUAUUGCCAAAAGAUUAACUGAAUCUAAAAGUACUGUACCUCAUGCUUAUGCUACUGCUGACUGUGACCUUGGAGCUGUUUUAAAAGUUAGGCAAGAUCUCGUCAAAGAUGACAUUAAAGUAUCAGUAAACGAUUUUAUCAUCAAGGCAGCAGCUGUUACCCUUAAACAAAUGCCAGAUGUUAAUGUAAGCUGGGAUGGAGAGGGCCCAAAGCAACUGCCGUUUAUUGACAUUUCAGUGGCUGUGGCAACAGAUAAAGGCUUACUUACACCAAUCAUAAAAGAUGCUGCCGCUAAGGGUAUCCAGGAAAUUGCUGACUCUGUAAAGGCUCUAUCAAAGAAAGCAAGAGAUGGAAAAUUAUUGCCUGAAGAAUACCAAGGAGGAUCUUUUAGACUUCUUUGUAUUAAGCUUAUAUAGCUUGUUUAACAGGAGAAAAAUAUAAUAAAUGUUUAAAGGACAUGAAAAAAGAAAAAGAAAUGAGUAUACUCCUUCAUGCUACAAACAGACCAUUUCUAGUACUGGAAGUGUCUCCAGCUUUAUUCCUCAUUUUGCAAAUGUAAACCACAGUACAGCCUAUGAUCAUAGCCACUGAAGUGGUCAGGAAGAGUCUUGUCAGUUCUCCAGCUUUUGCAGUGGAGUAAGUUGGAUAGAUUUCCUCCUCAAAGGACGUUUGGAUGAGUGGGAGCUUCAUUAGGAAAGAAGAGAAGCCUAUAGGCAAGUCUAGAAAACCUACGUCCCAUCACCAUACUGUAAGACAUAUGAGGCCGGACGAAGUGUGAUACAGCCCGGUGUCUUGCACACAACAGAUGCUCAGUAGUGUGUAAUAAGAGCCAUGACCCAGCUCUCAGGACACCGUCAAGCAGACAUUUAUGGGAUUAUCGAAAGUCAUUCAAAGAAGAGAGAUGUCAGUAGUCACCUGGUUCAGCAGUCUCACUGGCUCCCCAUCAGAAUUUCCUGGGGAAUCUUUUAAAAUGCACAUUUCUGGGUCCCACUUUCAGAAUGCUGAGUUCAGGGUUCAAAGCUCUGCAAGUGAUUCACAUAGACUGGUUUGUUGGUGAUCUACUUUGGGAAAACUUCUUUUACAAAUGAACUGAAUCAAUUGAAUAGUUUCUUUUUCCUUUUUACAUUAUGCUGGGUAUGCUAAGCGAGUGUUCGGCCUUUUCAAGUGUCUCUUUUCAGAAAUGCCAUGUUUAUUCCAUUGCCUGUGCUCAAAACUCUGCUGGGACUACCCUACUUAUCUUAACAGUGUUCAGAAAUAGAAUUCUUUUAACUGUCUUCAAAAAUAGGGUGACAGCACGCUUUUGAGAGGAGAAAGAAUGCUCAAAUAAUUUGUUAUAUAUUUUUGAAAUAUUUGUCAAAUGAGAAAGGUUUUGUUUUAUUGGUGGAAUGACAGGAACUAUAGUAUUAAAAUAUUUUCAACAAUAAUUUCUAAUAAACCAAAUUAUAUAUCCUUGUACAUUAAUGUAAAAAAAUUUAAAUAUCUAUAUAUUGGCUCUAUGACCAAUAAAAAUAAUAUAACCAGAAAUUAUUCUUGUUUUGUAAUCACCUUCUUAGUUAUUUUUUUCUUUGAAAAUAUUUUACUACUUCUAAAAUGUGUUAUGUGUAAUUGUGAUACACAUAAGUAUCACACAAAACAAGUAACAAAACAAACCUACAGAAAUGUUAUUUUUAGUGUCCGAAUUUUAUACAAUACAAAAAGUGGUAGUACUUUAUUAACAUGAUAUCUUGACUGAUGAUAAAAUUUUUCUCACUUGCAUUUCUGCGAAUUCAUUUAUUAGGUCAUACCUUUAGCAACUUUUUUAUGCUUUAAUAUUUUUUAGGAGAUUUUUAAAAGAACAGUUUUAGGUUCACAAAAAAAUUGAGUGGAAGGUACACAGAUUUCCCAUAUCACCUCUGCUCCUACACAUGGCAUUUUCUCUGCCAUUAGCACCAUCCCGCACUAGAAUGGUGGAUUUGUUGCAACUGAUCAAAAUAGUUUAUAUAUCAUUAUCCCCAAAGUCCAUAGUUUGCAUUAGGAUUCACUCUUGGUGUUAUACAUUCUAUGGAUUUGGACAAAUUUAUAAUAACAUGUAUACACUAUGACAUGUAUCUACUCAUACAGAGUAGUUUCACUGUCCUAAAAAUCGUUUUCUCUUCACCUAUUCAUUCUGAGCCAUUUUUAACUCUAGCAGUGUGUCACUAAUAUUUUCUGAAGGUU